UGACAGUUGAGUGGUGUUGGUUUGAGUUGAGUGAAUCUUGGUGGAAGUGAUUUUAUAUUUUUUUAAGCAUCUUCAAACAGAAUCGAAAUGGAAUGCGUUCUAAGGGAAGGAGCUCUCCGUUUGUUGACAGCAGAAUCUUCUUGUGAUGUUAUCCUCAGCUGCCAAGGGCACAGGCUGAUGGCCCACAAACUCAUAUUGUCGAUGGCUAGUCCAGUUUUUAGGGCACUACUAGUUGACGACGGCUCAGAUCCAACAGUAGUAAUCCUACCAGAUAUUAACGGAAACAUAAUGUCGCUGGUACUAGAUUACAUUUAUACGGGUAGCGUGGUGGUCUACUCAAACACCAUCCACGAUUUCAUAGCGGUUGCUGGUCUUCUAAAAAUACACCUAGACUUAGAAUACCCAGACGGAGUAUCACCUCCUUGUAGCAACAUUUACAAAGAGACAAAGGCGAACAAAUGCCAGUUCGAUGAAGAUGUAGUUAGGAAAAAAGAAGAGGUGCCUUUUCAAGAGAAAGUAGAAAGUUUAGACGUGGUUUCUUCUAGCAAUCCAGAGGUGUACAGUAAGAAGAAUCAGAGGAAGUUGCCCAGUUUGGUACCCAUAAGCACGGUACAGGCUCAGAAUAAGUUGAGGUCCAACCAGAGGAAGUUGUACAGCUACGUCUUACCCAGUCCUUGGUGUCCUAGGGUGGAAAGGGUGUUUGGGGAUCCCAGGAAUGAUUGCUUGGAAACCCAGGUGAGUCAGGAGAUUUGUCCAAAAAUUUACGCUAAAAAUAUCGAGGGAAACGAUUCGAACAACAACUUCCAGAUUCAACCACCACAGCAAACACCUUCAAAUCUUAGGAUUCCAAAGAAAUUAAAUGACAUAGUAUCUUCCAUACACCAAAAAUCGAAAGAGGCUUUUCACAUUAGGGAAAAUGAUUCUAGAUUGGACGCUCUUUCAUUCGAUGCAUUCGGUGUAAGCAAUCUAAAAGCCUGCGACACGCUGAGGCAAGUAAUUUCCAAAAAAAUUGAAAACGUAUUCAACUUGACCACGACCAAAUUCCAAGAAGAUAAUCAACACAUUUCAGUUAAUAAAAGUAUACAACCGAAUGUAAAAAACAAUGCAAAUAAAGAUAUUGUCUUUAAUACAGUUAAAGAAACUGUAAUUAAUACAAAGAAGGAAGUUGUUGCUAAAGAUAAGACUCCAAAAUUUCUGCCAAGUGAUGUAAUUAGAGACAGUAAUUCCAAUCAUUCCACAAGCAAUGACGGAGAGAUUGACAAACAGUAUGAGGAAAACAAAACUGAAUCUAGUGACAGCAAAGAAAAGCCCUUCAAAUGUGAAGAUUGUGCUAAAUGCUUUAGUCAACUGAGGAAUUAUAAAUACCACAGGUCGGUGCACGAAGGAACCAAAGAAUUUGCAGCGAAGUGCCCAGAAUGCGGAAAGAUCUUCAACGACAAAGGCUACCUCAGCAGUCACAUGAAGAUACAUCGAGACAAGAAGGAGUACGCCUGUCCCCACUGUCCAAAGCGAUUCAAUCAAAGGGUGGCUUACAACAUGCACCUGAGGAUUCACACAGGUGUCAAACCUCACGAAUGUUCAAUAUGCGGCAAGAGCUUUUCGAGAAAGAUGCUGCUGAAACAACACCAGCGAGUCCACACCGGAGAACGACCUUACUCUUGUCCGGAGUGUGGAAAAACAUUUGCCGAUCGUUCUAACAUGAGUUUACACGCUAGAUUACACACAGGUGUAAAACCGUAUGGGUGCACCUUGUGUCCCAAAAGCUUCACCAAAAAACACCACCUAAAGACCCACAUGAACUUCCACACCGGCUUAAAGCCCUAUACUUGCGAGAAAUGCGGCCUGGCCUUUUCUCAAAGUAGUAACAUGAGGACGCAUUACAAAAAGUGUAUAUUAAAAAGCAGUUCGUCUGUCAACAGUCCAUCCGACAUGCAAAGGGACAGUUCAUGA
Messenger RNA from Anoplophora glabripennis (Asian longhorned beetle), 1950 nucleotides. RefSeq names its product zinc finger protein 570-like. Gene Ontology annotation, molecular function: RNA polymerase II cis-regulatory region sequence-specific DNA binding; DNA-binding transcription factor activity; protein binding. Bases 88 to 1950 code for a protein of 620 amino acids. The transcript is spliced from 7 exons. Gene Ontology annotation, biological process: regulation of transcription by RNA polymerase II. NCBI's taxonomy places the organism in Eukaryota, Metazoa, Arthropoda, Insecta, Coleoptera, Cerambycidae. The record is from RefSeq and is a predicted model, not a curated record.